Messenger RNA from Linum trigynum, 2625 nucleotides. Lineage: Eukaryota; Viridiplantae; Streptophyta; Magnoliopsida; Malpighiales; Linaceae. The record is from the annotation of a GenBank genome assembly.
GCUGGUGAUUAAUGACACAGAUAAAUGAUGUUGACGUGGUAGUCACUUUAGUAACACGUGGUCUGAAUUUUUUUCUUUCUCAAGUAUAACAGUUCAAUUACGAGAUUAUGUUAUACUGAUCCUAAUGAUUAAAAUGUUUGAACAAAAUUGUCAAUUUAGUACUUCGAACUAGUGUUGUGUCGAACGUCAAAAUUUAGGGGGUUGCUAUUCGUCGCCCUAAAUAAAUUAAUUUUACCUUAAUACCCAUAGCAAAUAACAGAGCAACCCAAAUGAAAAAACUAAAGCUUUCUCCAGAAUUUCUUUCAACAUGUUAUGAAUACGGCAAAAAACAGAAUGCCAUCCCUCAUCAGAAGACUGAAGCUUUCUUACUUAGACAUUACUCAAGAAGAUUAUGAACAACACAUGAAAGUGGAAUUUAUAAAUAACAGAAAGGAGAAAAAAGAGAACAGAACAUGCUGCUUCCCACUCCAUCAUUUCAUAACUAUAGUUGCAGUCAUCUCCACAUAAUGCCAGAACUCAGGGAUCGAUUUUGUGACAUUUACAAGAGACAGAGCAACAUUUCAUAUCAAGUUAACGAUGCCCUGUUUCAGUCCAGUUACGUUGCGGCGACGAUGGAGUUUCUGCUGGGAUUGGCGACGAAUCAUGAGGAGAAGGCGCAGAACUAGAGGUACUCCUCGUCGUCGUUGAGCAGGCUCUAACCGAAGUUAAGCGAGUAGCUGAGCGGGUCGUACCGACACUGGAACGACGACUGCCGUAUUGAUGUAGCGGCCGCGGUGGUUUUCGACCUAGGUGGUGGCGAUGGUGCAAUCGACGGCGACGGUUCUGGGCCUCUGCCACAAAUGGAGCCAAGCUUUUCAAUGAAGAGGAAGUCUGCCAAGAAGAUGCGGCGGCUGCGUCAGCAAAAGGAAUGGGGUAUGAGGGGUAAGAUUGUCAAUUUGAUGCAUUUUAGGGGGAUAAAAUUUAAAUUUUAGGGCGACAAAUAGCAAUUCAGAAAAUUUAUGUCAUAUAAAGGUAUAUAAAAUAUUUGGGUAUAGUAUCCAAUUUAGAAGGUCCUAGUUCCAAUUCCUACCUAAUCUUUUUUCCCCCCUAGAAAGAUGCUCCACCUAUGGCUCACUUUUCAUCAACGAGAUUAAUCUAAGUAUUAUGUCUCCUUUCCUAAAUAAAUAUAUCAUCCUAUUAUACCUUUAUUAUAAGUCAAGAUGAUAAGAAAACUAGAAAAGGACGAAAAGAAACAAAAAGAAAGGAAGAAAUAAGGUGAUUAGCGUAAUCAAGGGAAAAAUGGUAGUAGAGCGCGAUCCAAGGGGAGAAAGAGAAGAGAAAUAAAUUAGGAGAGGUGUCAGUCAAACUAGGGUGACCAGUCCUCACCUGGAUUGUCCAAUCACAUUUCAACAUGGAAAUUAGGUUUAGUUGGAUUAGCAGUUUGAGGUUCAGUUUACCCAAACCUUAUUCAAUGUUAAUCAUCUUGUGUAAAAAAAAACCCCCAACUAUAUUAGAAUAAUUUCAUUUUUCUAGUAGGUGUCAAUUUUAGCAGGUAUGUCGAGCUGGGAAAAUAGGUAUGAUCUGGUUUACCGUUUGUAUUGUGGAAUGUUUUGGUUUAUUGAUCUAGUAUGGACCAAAUAAAGUUUAUGAAAUCAUACUUUUCAAUGUGUGUUGUCAUCCCUUUUGAUCACCCUCGCUCACUCAAGUGCACUCGACCGAGAACCCAAGUGUCCUCGGCCCAGAGAAGUGCACUCGAUCGAGAACCCAAGUGCACUAGAGAUGGUGUGUGUACAAACAAACUAUUUUUUUUUAAUUGAUGUCGUCUAUAUUGUCUGGACCGGACUAGAGCUCACAGAUGUGGGUCUGGACCAUAACUUAUUUUGUUGGUCCAUUAUAUGUGCUCCAAUUCCUCCUUUUGGAUUUUGGAUCAUAGACCGUAUGUAGAAUAAACCAUUACUUAGUUGUAUGUUCAACUAGGUAAAUAUGAAAAUUUUAAAAAUAACCAAAGGAUUGGCCUAACUACAAAAAUAACUUAGAGGUCGCUUGGUGGAUGCGUAUCUAAAUAAAUGUAUUUAAUGAAUGCAAAUAUUGCAGAGAAUGCAUCUUUUUUUUGUUGCAAAAUUAAACACAAUACAUAUAUUUGAUUAUUAUUAAAAAAGCAUGUAUUUGAUUGUUGAUGUGACAUUUGAAAUCAUUCAAAACGAAUGAUUUAGAAUCUCAACUAUUUGGUGAGAUUGUAUUUUGACUUUUCUCCUCUUUUAUGCCCUUAUCAACUUUUAUAUGUGAUUGACUUUUGUAUCUAAAAGGAAUGGUUUUCGAACUAUAUUUUUAAAAAUACAAUCACAACUACAAAAAAUUGUAAUCUUAAAAUAGAACCAUAUAACCAAGACAAUAAUGUAUAAUGUAUGCAUUUAUCCAAUAUAUCAAUUCUAACAAUCGCAAGUACUAAACGAGGCAUUAAUAGUAGGUUUUCCGUUUGACCAAUCUGCCACCUUGGUAGUCCAUUCGGGGGACAUUGGAGAAAAAAAUGUCUCACCUACUAAGCUUCAAUGUCUAUAUUUUUUCUUUGAAAUUAUGAAAUAUGAAAAGUAUGUUGUACUUAGAUGUCUAAUGGCACUGCCUUAAAAAGAAAACUUUGAACCAAAA